AUGUGCCCACAGCACCACCGCUUUCACAGCCCUCCCCCGCUUCCUUCCUCUUACUUCGGCUCAGCUGCCUAUACAGUCGCUGAGUCGCAACAGCAACAGCAGCAGCAACAGCUCCAGCAGAAGCAGCAGCUGCUGCUGCAGAAGCAGCAGCUGCUGCUGCAGCAGCAGCAGCUGCUGCAUCAGCAGCGGCAGCAGAGGUUUCCCUCCAGCGUUUCAUCUUCUUUACCUCCUUCUAAAUCUCUUAUUUCGGGUAUUAACACCGAGGGGCCCCUCCACGAGACUGCUGCAUCCAUCAGCAGUUUACUUACAAACAAAGAAGAAAGAGAGGCAACAACUGAAGAAGAAAGAAGAAAUAGAGAAGCUGCUCUCUUAUCUUCUUCUUCUCUUUGGAGCUCCACUCUGCUGUACCCAUCAACAAAACCAGACAGCAAGGCGCUGCACUCGGGGCCUCAGGGCCCCGUCCCCCUUCUGCCUGCUGCACCACUCAGCAGCAGCAGCAGCAGCAGCAGCAGCAGCGGAUGGAAGGGCCUCUCUUCCAGCAGCAGCUUCCUCCCUACCGUAUCAACAGCAGCAAGCCUUUGCACUCAGCAGGAACUGGAUCUGCAGCAGCAGCAGCUUUUGCUGCAGCAGCAGCAGCAGCAGCAGCAGCUUCCUCUUUCCUCCUUUUCUCGUAAGCCCCUCAGUGGUGUUUCGUCAGGGUUGAGGGGCCCCUCUCCCUUUCGUUCUGUACAUACAUCAGGGGCCCCUGCUGCUGCAUCUGCUGCAGCUUUAAAACCCUCAUUGUCUUCUUCUUUUUCUUCUUCUUCGCUUCUAGACAGCAGCAGCAACAGAGGUAACGGGGGCCCCCAGAAGAAGCGCUUGUCUUUCUCUUAUUCUCAAGACAGCAAUAAAUUACCUUUUAAGCUGUACGUACACCGAAACAAACACACCACCCCCAGCAGCAGCAGCAGCAGCAGCAGCAGCAGCAGCAGCGGGGUUGGCGGUCUCUCCUCGUCUAUACCCUGGAGGAAGACAGAGACGCUGAGCAGCAGCAGCAGAGCAAGGGGGGCCCUCACUUCUUCUUUAUUAGAGCGCUCAGAGGGCCCCUCUGCUGCUGCUGGGGGCCCCUUAACCUCGUCUCACCGUCUUUACUCACCUUAUUUAGAAACCCCGAACGCUGUUGCAGGAGCUUCCUCUCUAUAUGCAGCAGCAGAUACAACAACAACAGCAACAGCAGCAGCAGCAGCAGCAGAUGCUGCUGCUGCUGCUGCUGCACCUUUGUUAAAGCCUUUAGGGCCCCCCUCUUCGUCUUUUGCCUUAGAACCUUCGUCUUCUACUUCUGCGGGGCCCUCUUCUUCAUCCUUUUCGUCUUUUUCGUCUUUUUCAUCUCUUUCACCUCCGCAUUUCUCUGAUUUUGCUUCUUUAGGUCCAAUUAUUAAACCCCCCGAGGGCCGCUCAGCUGCAGCUUCUUCUUCACAAAUUCUCAGCUCUUCAUCUUCUUUAAUAACCCCUUUGUCUUCAUCUCCUUUAACAACUCAUUUGUCUUCAUCUUCUUCUUUAGCAGCUCCUACCUCUUAUUCGUUUGAAGCGCAGGGGAGGCCUCUUCUCUCGUCUGCAUCUCCUCAGAAGCAUUUACGUUGGUCACCGCAACAGCAGCAGCAGCAGCAGCAGCAACGGCAACAGGUGCAGCAGCAGCUGCUGCUGAAGCAGCAGCAGCAGCAACGGCAUCAGUUGCAGCAGCAGCAGCAGCAACUGCUGCAGUCUCAGUUGCAGCUGCAGCUGGCCGAUGAGGUGUAUCGACAGGGAAAACAUUUUCACUCGCCUUUUGAAUUUAACUCUUCUGCUGCUUCUUCAUAUUCAGCACUGCAUCCACAAGGAGGCCUCAGUUCUGCUGCUGCUGCUGCUGCUGCUGCUGCUGUUCCUGCUGCUGCUGCUGGUUUUGGGGUAGAGAGAGAGAAGCAGUUAUUCGCUUUGUCUUCUGCUGCUGCUGCUGCUGCUGCUGCUGCAUGCAAUUCAAGCGAUCCAACUCCAAUUCGCCCCCUUCCACGUUUGCUGCAGCUGCAGCAGCAGCAGGAGCAGCAGCAACAGCAACAGCAGCAGCAGGAAGAAGAGUGUGAGAAAGAAACAUCUUCUGCUGCUUUAUUUUCUUCAUUAGGCGAUGGUUUGGGGUGUACGUCCAGCGUAUUAUUUUCUCGGGGGUAUUCGUUCGCAGAUUAUUUAGUAGAGUUGUUUUCAGAUGCAACAAAAAUAUCCUCAAAAGAAGUCUUGCCUUGUGUUCUUACCCUGGCCUCUGCUGCUCAGGGCCUUCCUUCAUUGGCUUGGUGCUGCGCAGCAGCAGCAGCAGCAGCACGAAAAACAGCAGCAGCAGCAACACCAGCAGAAGCAGAAGCAGAAGCAGCAGCAGCAGCAGCAGCAGCAGAGGUGCAGCAGGAAACAGCAUAUACACCAGGGGGCCCUUCGCCUUCUUCUAAUCAACUCUGUCUGAAGGAUCGCGCGUUGCUGCUUCUCUUAAAUACUUUCUUCAGUACAUACACCUUAAAGUCAGCUCAACUCAAGCCCAGCAGCAAACAACACAACCCCUACAAACCAAAACACCGAGCAGCAGCUGCAGCAGCAGCAACAACAGCAGCAGCAGCAGCAGCAGAGGAAGAAGAAGAAGAAGAAGAAGAAGAAGAAGACACAGGGCCUUCUGUAGUCGUGCUGCAUCUCUCAGCUCGACAGAACAGCAAACAAGUUUGUGUGCAGCUGCAGCGGAGACCCAACGCCAACCUCCAUUCUGCUGCUGCUGCUGCUGCUGCUGCUGCUCCUGCUGCAGCAGCAGCAGAAGCAACUGAAGGUAAUGAAGAUGAUAGAAAGAUGCAGCGAACAAAACGAAUUUCUCUCGCUGCCUGCAGCUCCCUCGCCCUCGCCAUCUCCGCCCUUGAGGGCAUUGGCUCUGAUGCUGCUGCUGCUGCUCCUGCUGUUGCUGCUGCUGCUCCUGCUGUUGCUGCUCCUGCUGCUGCUGGGCGUCAUCUGUGUUAUUCUCCGCUGCUGCGUUGGCUGUGGCGCGAAAUUGAAGAGCGAAGAGACGAAGCGAUGCCCUUCGAUGUUUCUUCUCUCUUACUUGCAAGGACAGCUUCCUGCAGCAGCUGCAGCAGCAGCUGCAGCAGCAGCACCAACAGCGGCAGCAGCAGCAGCAUGAGCAGCAGCAGCAGCAGCAGGAGUGGAGAUUUGCUGCUGCUGCUGCCUCCACGUGAAGGGCUUCGUCAAUGGCUGCACUGCUGCAGCCCGGAUAUAUCUGCGUUGCUGCUGCUGUCUCUUGCAUCUUUGUCUUCUUCUUUUUCGUGUGUCUGUUCACCUGCUGAUUCUUCUUCUUUGUGUUUAUCUUCAUCUUCUUCUUCACUCUCCUCUUGCUGCUCUUCUGCAAAGCUGAAGGCCUUCACCCUCUCGCUGCUGCAUGCAACAGCCCCGCUGCUGCUGCAGUGUUCUGCUGUUGGUGUUGCUGCUUGGUGGCGGUCGUUUGCUUCCAUUCAAACUUCUUUUACUUCCUUUCAUACGUUGCUGCUGCCAGCAGCAGCAGCAGCACUUUGCUGCUGCAUCGAUGAUAUCCCUCUAGGCGCGCCCCUCACAGACAUCGUCUGGGCAGCCACAGCAACAGGGGCCUUUAGCCUUCAGCAUACAACAACAACAACCAGCAGCAGCAGCAGCAGCAGCAGCAGCAGCAGGCUGUGUGAGUUGCUGCCUCGAGCUGCCCGUGCAGUGCUGCACCACUUGGAGGCAUUCAAAGUAGAAGAAAUUUGCCUUAUCGCUUGCUGCUGCGCUCUCUAUGCAAAAGGGUAUCCAGGGGCCACACCCAGCAGCAGCAGCAGCAGCAGCAGCAGCAGCAGCAGCAGAGAGUGGAGUUAUGGGGGCGUGAGAGUGCCUCUAGAGUUUAAACAAGGAGUAGAAGAUCUGAAGGCUUAUUGUCUUCUCGCUGCAGCCAAACUCGCAGACACAGGACCCACUUUGCUGCUCGGCGAAGCAGACAGCAGCAGCAGCAGCAGCAACAGCAGCAACAGCAGCAGCGGCGUUAAUGAACAAAACAAAGAUGAGUCUCUUGCUGCAACUCCACAAAAAUACAAACAACGCAAAGGAGCCGCUAACAGACAAACAGAAACAGAGAGAGAGACAAAGACAGAGAAGCAAAUACAAAUAGAAACAGAAGUCUUAGCACGCGAGCUGCUGAGGGUUUUGCUGCUUCGGUUUAACCCCGAGGCAUUCUCUUCGAAGGCUAAUCGGCUUUGUCGUUUUGCACAAUAUCUCCUCCACACAAAUCCAUAUCCUAAUCAGCAGCUUAAGCUGCAGCAACGCAUGCAUGCAAACAGCAGCAGCAGUUUGGGUGGAUUGUUCGUUGACGACACUGCAGCAUCUGCUGCAGCAGCAGCAGCAGGUGCUGCUGCUGCUGCUGGUUCGCUCUCAUUAGGCGACUUAAUGGAGGAAGGGGGCUCAGGUAGCUCCACCAGAGAAUCAACAGAAGCAGCAACAACAGCAGCAGCAGCAGCAGCAGAGUCAGAAGCAGCAGCAGCUGCUGCUGGUCGUGGAUGGGGUUUUAAUUUGUGGGGUUUGUUCAAAUCCAACGCCGGCGGCGUAAUUCAAAGGAGGCGAAAAUUAACGACCUCAACUGCAGCAGCAGAAUCAGCAGCAGCAGCAGCAGCAGCAGCAGCAGCAGCAGCAGAAGGGGAAAGAGAGAAGAUGAGUAGCAAGGAGAAAAACAAAGAGGACCGCAGGGCGUUUGUCUCGCCUAAAGAAGAAGAAGGAGAGACAAACAGCAGACAAAACACCAGCAAAACAAACAACAAACAAAACAACAAACAAAACGAAGAAGAAAAAAACAAGCAAAACAGAAAAGAAAGAAUACGACAAAGGCUGUGGCCGUGGGCCUCCGCUGGAGAGGGGAGUAGAAUAGAUGUAGUCGAGAGUGAAGAAGAAGACGAAGAAGAAGAAAAAGAAAAAGAAGAAGAAGUAAUAUCAUUGACAGAACAUUCAGGUUUUGUUUUUAUUAUUUUGUUUUCUUUUGUAUUCUCUUUUGAGUCUUAA
Molecule: messenger RNA, 5034 nt
Organism: Eimeria acervulina
Lineage: Eukaryota; Apicomplexa; Conoidasida; Eucoccidiorida; Eimeriidae
Exons: 2
Coding region: 1-5034 (1677 amino acids)
Source: RefSeq, a predicted model, not a curated record